Mastomys coucha (southern multimammate mouse) is the source of this 767-nucleotide messenger RNA. RefSeq lists its product as uncharacterized. The coding region runs from base 37 to 513 and encodes 158 amino acids. The transcript is spliced from 2 exons. The record is from RefSeq and is a predicted model, not a curated record. NCBI's taxonomy places the organism in Eukaryota, Metazoa, Chordata, Mammalia, Rodentia, Muridae.
GAGACUAAUUAGUACACCCCAAUCCUAAGCCACCUCAUGGCCCUGGGCAGAGAUGUGACAUCUAUAAAAGGUGGGCCAGGUGAGAGCGACCCAAACAUCUCUGUCUCAGCACUCCAGUCUCUUCUGAACUCUGUUGGAAAUCCAGAAUGUCUCAGCAGAAGCAGAAGCAGUGUGCCCCACCCCAGCAGUGCUGCCCUCCACCCCAGCAGUGUGCUCCCCCACAGCAAUGCUGCCCUCCACCCCAGCAGUGUGCUCCCCCACAGCAAUGUUGCCCUCCACCCCAGCAGUGCGCUCCCCCACAGCAGUGCUGCCCCCCACCCCAGCAGACCAAGCAGGUUUGCCAGCCUCCUCCCAAGUGCCAGCAGAAGUGUCCACCACCCCAGCAGUGCCAGAAGUCCAAGCAGAAGUGAACUUUCAGCUUGUGGCCAGAGGAGAAUUCCCAGGAAGACAGAACAUGAAGCUUGUCUUUCUUGGUCAGCACCUCGCAUUCCCUCCAGUAUCAGCGGUGUGUAGGCUCACCCCUGCUUCAGGAUGCAGCCAUAUUUCAGACUUGGAAAAGAAGCAUCUCGUAGUCUACAGCUUUCUCGAUCUCAAGCUCUUCUUAAUUAGCAGUUGCAGUUUCCAUCUCUGACAAGAAUCUACUUCUAAACUGUCUAAUCAUCUCCGCUGACAUGUGUCUACAUCAUCCUGCUGGAAACCCAGGCGGCACACCCAGACGCCCUUUCCCAUCACCCUUCCCAAGCAAUUAAAAGAAAAUUCCUCUGGCA